AACUCCAAUUUUCAUGUUUUAGGUGGUGAAGUUGGAGAACAGGACUCAGACUGUCUCAGGAUUGUGCUGAUUGGGAAGACCGGCUGUGGAAAGAGCUCUACAGGAAACACCAUUUUAGGAAGAGACGAGUUUAAAGCUGCAUCAAGUCAAAUGUCUGUCACAGCAUGUUGUAAGAAGGCAGAGGGUGAGGUGGACGGUCGUCCUGUUGUUGUGGUCGACACUCCUGGUCUGUUUGACACAGCUCUGACCAAUGAAGAAGUUCAUGGGGAGCUGGUGAAAUGUGUCAGUCUCCUGGCUCCAGGACCACAUGUCUUCUUGGUGGUGAUACAGGUUGGCAGGUUCACAGAAGAGCAGAAGCAAACGAUGAGGCUUAUUAAAAAAUUCUUUGGGAAGGAUUCUGAAAAGUUCACCAUCGUUCUUUUAACCAGAGGAGACGAUCUGGAGCGCCAGAGAGAGUCUAUUGAUGAUUACAUCAAGAGCAAAUGUCACGGUUCUUUUCAGACGAUGAUCUCUAACUGUGGAGGAAGAUACCAUGUGUUCAAUAACUCUGACAACCAAAACCGCACACAAGUCAGUGAGCUGAUAAAAAAGAUUGACACCAUGAUGAAGGACAAUGGAGGAAGCUUCUACACCAAUGAGAUGCUGCAAGAGGCUGAUGCAGCAAUAAAGAAGGAAAUGCUGAGGAUCCUGAAGGAGAAGGAAGAAGAGAUGCAGAUGGAAAAGGAAGAGAUUGAAAGAAAACAUGAGCAAGAAAUGAAAGCAAUGAAAAGAAGAUUGGCAGAAGAGAGAGAAAAAUCAGAAAAUGAGAGAAAACAGAAAGCUGAAGAACUCGAGGAAAUGAUGGAUAAAAUUAAGGAAGAACAAGAGAAGAAAAAAAAAGAAGAAGAAAUGAGAGAAAAGAAGGAAAAGGAAAAGGACACUGGAGAAGAAAGAUAUCGACAACAAUUCAAAGAAGAACUUGAAAAGUUGGACAGACAAAUUCAUUUGGAAAAAGAGGCAAAGGAAAGUGUCGACAGACAGCUGGAAGAGACCAGAGAAGAGAUGCAACGAAAACAAGAAGCCUGGGAGAAAGAACGAAGAGAAGAGCGAGAGAAACAAAGACAAGAAGAUGAAAAGAGACGACAGGAGGAGGAAGAAAGAAUCGACAAACUGCUGGAAAGUUACAAACAAGAAAAAAUAAAAUACGAAAACAACAAAUUACAAGAGGAACAAAUAAGAAGAGAAAUGGAAAUAACAGAGAACAAUCAUCAGAAAACACUGGAGGACCUAAAGAAGAGCUAUGAAAGAAAAGCCAGACAGAAAGCAGAAGAGUUCAACGAAUCCCAAAAGAAACACAUGGAUGAAUUAAAUGCUCAGCGGGAAGAACACGUGAAGGAAAUGAACGACUUAGUGAAACGUGUGACCAAGAAGAGCGAAAACCUGAGAAAGAUCAAAUAUCUAGUGGAAAAACAUGAAAAACGAAUGAGGAACGCAAAAACUGAGGAGGACAAGGAAGAACUACAGGAAGAACAUGAACAACAAUUAAGUGAAUUGAUGCAAAAAAUCUUAAGUGAUGAGGUCAGUGAAGCAUCAGGCUGCAGCAUUUUGUGACGAGAAAUGAAUGAUUUCAGUUGUUUUUCUUUCAUUUGUACUGGAAAAAACGUUAAAGAGGCACCGAUGUGUUGUUCUGCACGUUUUAAAUGUUUGGGAUUUCCUCGCAACAGCAAAUAAUUCUGAUGUGUCUAAUCUGCCUUAAACACAGUGUCGGACUCCAGUCUCACCAUUAAACCACAAGUCACUAUCCCAACAUUACCAAAGCUUCUGACUGGUUAAACUAACUCCAAAGACUGAAUAGGUAUUAGUUGCUAAAAGACCCACGUGGAACCAGCAUGUUCCACUCUGUCUCAGCUCAUUAAUCUGCCACCUGGCAGAGUUGAAGCUGUGGUC
This is a messenger RNA of Haplochromis burtoni (Burton's mouthbrooder), 1926 nucleotides long. RefSeq names its product GTPase IMAP family member 4-like. The annotation marks the transcript as partial. Gene Ontology annotation, molecular function: GTP binding. The record is from RefSeq and is a predicted model, not a curated record. Lineage: Eukaryota; Metazoa; Chordata; Actinopteri; Cichliformes; Cichlidae. The transcript has a single exon.